Messenger RNA from Papilio xuthus (Asian swallowtail), 1460 nucleotides. RefSeq lists its product as uncharacterized. Gene Ontology annotation, biological process: actin cytoskeleton organization. Bases 101 to 1372 code for a protein of 423 amino acids. Gene Ontology annotation, cellular component: plasma membrane. The record is from RefSeq and is a predicted model, not a curated record. The transcript has 7 exons. Lineage: Eukaryota; Metazoa; Arthropoda; Insecta; Lepidoptera; Papilionidae.
UUCGUCGCGGACUUUGCCGGUGAAAGUUUCUUAUAAUUUUGUAAAUUAUUAGAAAAAAUAUACGCAAUUAAUUAAUAGAAUAACAAUACGUGUUACAUCAAUGAUGGCUCGAUUGCAAAUGGCGGCCAUCUUUCUUUUUUUUAGCGUGUGUUACGCUUGUGACGUGGAUAUGGCAGUUUACAAAGUGACAGUGCGAAUGUUAUGGAGUGAACAGACGUUCCCAAAGGAUUAUCCAAUGCAACGUCCAAAAGCACAAUGGUCGCCAGUGUUUGGUCAAUCUCAUAACAAAUCUUACACGUUAUUCCGCGUUGGAGAAGUAGCGAAGUCUUCAGUAAGAAACUUUGCGCAAUAUGGAAAAUUGGAUACUAUGAUAAUGGAAGGUGAAGAAGAUCCAAGAGUUUAUGAUCAAUUCUCAACUCCCGCUCUCGGAACUGGAACUGGAGAGACAGAAAAUUUGGUGUUCGUUGACACUGACCAUAGUGAGAUAUCAAUGAUUAGUAAAAUCAUACCAUCACCAGAUUGGUUUGUCGGUGUGGAUAGUUUGGAUCUAUGCGUUGAUUCAUCCUGGGUUGAUCAAAUUGUAUUAGAUUUGGAGCCUUUAGAUGCAGGAGCUGCCAGUGGUCUUACAUUUACAGCUCCACGUUGGGAAAACUCACCUCCUGGAGUCAUAUCUAAACAUAAACCUCGCCAACCGAACCAUCCUGCUGCUGGUUUUUACUAUCCAAAUAAAAAGGAAUUACCACCGAUAGCCAAAGUUGAAUUUACAAAGGUAAAAGAAUAUUCAUCUAAAGAAGUGAAUGAUUUAGCAAGAAAAGAAUUGUUGAAUAAUCUUCACUUAAAAGAUAAACUGAAAGGUUUGCCUAAAAGGAAAUCAUUGAACAAUUAUCAAACAACUGAAUUAAAUCAAGAAUUAACGACAAAGAAUAAUUUCGAUCAAUUAGUUGAGUUAGAAGAAGAACCUUUUGGAACACCGCGACCGAAUUUACCGAAUAACAAAGUUGAAAUUGUUACUAAUGCUCCUACCACGAAUAUAAAAAUGGACGAAGAGUUUGAUAGUGAUCUAAAGAACAUGGACGAUGUUGUACUCGCGGUUGCUAACGGCAACCGUUUAGGACUAGGUAAGCGACUGCCGAGACACUUCAGAUCUCGUCUGCAUCACGCUGUUAAUAGAAUCCAACCUGAUGAUUGCCUGGUAUCAGAAUGGGGCAGUUGGACUCCUUGCUCGGCAACAUGUGGCUUUGGAGAUCAGUUUCGAACCCGAAGUGUAAUUCGAGAAAAGCGAGGAGAUGGCCGUAACUGUCCCACAUUGACUGAUAGAAAACAUUGCGGUAAUAUCAACUCUUGCGCACAUAUUGAUUAUUUCGAAUGGUGAUAGGAAAUAAGAAAUUGUUGUAGGUCUUAAAAUAAACUUUUAUUACCAUAAAGUGUUGUUUAAUUUUUAAAUGGUAUCAUAAUUUAUA